Nematocida homosporus is the source of this 540-nucleotide messenger RNA. Its product is annotated as rRNA N6-adenosine-methyltransferase METTL5. The transcript has a single exon. NCBI's taxonomy places the organism in Eukaryota, Fungi, Microsporidia. The record is from RefSeq and is a predicted model, not a curated record. Gene Ontology annotation, biological process: methylation. Gene Ontology annotation, molecular function: nucleic acid binding; methyltransferase activity. The coding region runs from base 1 to 540 and encodes 179 amino acids.
AUGACUCCGGCUGAGUUAGCGGCAACUUGUGCCCAUGUAAUGGCUGUAGAGUAUGGUGAAUUGGCUGGGAAACGAGUAUUAGAUUUAGGAUGUGGAACCGGUAUGUUGAGUGCAGCUGUUUUGGCGUAUGGGGCUAAAGAAGUGGUUGGAGUGGAUAUUGAUCAGGGAUUAUGUGAGUUGUAUUGUGAUAAUUUAGCACAUGUAUCUGAUGAACCGGCUGUGUUUGUGCAUCGAGAUGUUGUGAAUGAUAGUUUGGUGGAUUUAGGAGAGUUUGAUGUGGCUGUAGUUAAUCCGCCAUUUGGGACUAAGAAUAACGAAGGGAUAGAUGUAGUCUUUUUGGAGAAGGCAUUAAGUUGUGCUCGGGUGGUUUAUUCAAUGCACAAAAGUAGUACUCGUGAAUACUUUCGGACUAAGUAUGCAGGCCGGAUUAAGUUCCUCUCACAAAUGAAGUUUGAGAUACCCAAGAGUUAUAGCUUCCAUCGGAAAGAGAGUGUGCAUGUCUUGGUAGAUCUGAUAAGAGUUGAAAAUAGAGUAAGUUAA